CUAAUCAAACUCAAUUAUAUUCUUAUCCAUUCUCUGCUUCUAUAUAUCACUUUUUUCAUGCACAUUCCUUGGAGGGUUUAAGAGGAGAAAGUCUUUGAGUACUCCUUGUUUAAGAUUGAUGUUAACAAUUUGAAGGAGGUAGAGAGAAUGUGGAAGCUAAAGAUAGCAGAAGGGGAAGGGACAUUGUUGACAACCACCAAUAAUUAUAUUGGAAGACAACAUUGGGAAUAUGAUGAAGAGGCUGGAACUCCUCAAGAAAGAGCUCUUGUUGACAAAAUGCGCAAAAAUUUCACCAAAAACAGAUUCCUUCAAAAACAAAGUGCCGACUUACUCAUGCGUAUGCAGCUAAGAAAAGAGAAUGGAUGUGGACCAAUUCCAGCAGGAGUGAAGUUAGAUGAAUCAGUAAAUGCAACUGAAGAAGUAGCAAAGACUACACUUAAAAGGGGUAUAAGCUACUACUCAACAAUUCAAGCACAUGAUGGCCAUUGGCCGGCUGAAUCUGCCGGCCCUUUAUUCUUCCUACCCCCUCUGGUCAUGGCACUGUAUGUCACUGGAGACUUGAAUGCGAUUUUAUCACCAGCCCAUCAAAUGGAGAUUAAACGCUAUGCUUACAAUCAUCAGAACGAAGAUGGAGGUUGGGGAUUUCAUAUAGAAGGACACAGCACAAUGUUUGGGACAGUAUUUAAUUACGUAGCACUGAGGUUGCUAGGAGACAGAAAAGAAGAUAAUGCAUUGGCUAAAGGGCGUAAAUGGAUCCUUGAUCAUGGUGGUGCUGUUGCUACUCCUUCUUGGGGAAAGUUUUGGCUCGCGGUGCUUGGAGUAUAUAAAUGGGAUGGUUGCAAUCCAAUGCCACCAGAAUUUUGGAUACUGCCGACAUUAUUUCCUAUUCACCCAGGAAAAAUGUUGUGCUACGCUCGUUUGGUGUACAUGCCCAUGUCGUACUUAUAUGGAAAGAGAUUUGUAGGAACCAUAACUAGUUUGGUCCAUUCUAUAAGAGAUGAGAUCCACACUCAACCCUACCAUGAAAUUGAUUGGAAUAAAGCAAGGAAUACAUGUGCUAAGGAGGAUCUUUACUAUCCACAUCCACUUAUUCAAGAUACACUUUGGGGGUUCCUUCAUCACUUUGCUGAGACUGUGUUAAAGAGAUGGCCCUUUACCAAGUUGAGAGAAAAGGCUUUGAAUCUUGCCAUGGAACAUAUUCACUAUGAGGACGAAAAUAGCAGAUAUAUGUGCAUUGGAUGUGUGGAAAAGGUUUUAUGUCUUAUGGCUUGUUGGGUGGAAGAUCCAAAUUCAGAAGCAUAUAAACGUCACCUUGCUCGCUUACCAGAUUAUUAUUGGAUAUCUGAAGAUGGUUUAAAAUUUCAGACCUUUGGAUGUCAAACGUGGGAUGCAGUUUUUUCAAUCCAAGCAAUCUUAUCAAGCGAUGUAGCUGAAGAAUUUGGGCCAACCCUCAAGAAAGCAAAUGAUUUUCUAAAAGCAUCACAGGUGAGGGAGAAUCCUUCUGGGGACUUCAGGAAAAUGUAUAGGCACAACUCUAAAGGUAGUUGGACAUUUUCCAUGCUAGAUCAUGGUUGGCAAGUCUCUGAUUGCACUUCUGAAGGGUUAAAGUGUGCACUUUUAUUUUCACAAAUGCCUACAGAACUUGCUGGGGGGAAAUUGGAGACUGAGCGCUUAUAUGAUGCAGUAAAUGUUAUUUUGUCUCUGCAGAGUGAAAAUGGUGGUUUUCCAGCUUGGGAGCCUCAACGUGCCUAUCGCUGGUUGGAGAAAUUUAAUCCUACGGAAGUUUUCGAGGAUACUCUAAUUGAACGAGAGUAUGUGGAAUGCACUUCAUCAGCAAUCCAAGCUUUAGCAUUGUUUAAAAAGUUACACCCUGGGCAUCGAAGAAAGGAGAUUGAAGUUGCAAUUACUAAAGGUUUACAAUACAUUGAAAAUACACAAAACCCUGAUGGCUCUUGGACGGGUUCUUGGGGAAUUUGCUGUACAUAUGGAACAUGGUUUGCAGUGGAUGGAUUAAUAGCUUGUGGAAGAACCUAUACUACUUGUCAUGCCCUUCAAAAAGCUUGUCAAUUUUUGCUGUCAAAGCAAUUGCCAGAUGGUGGAUGGGGUGAGAGUUAUCUUUCAAAUUCAAAUAAGGUUUACACGAACAUUGAAGGCGAUCAGUCAAAUUUAGUACAAACUUCAUGGGCAUUGUUAGCUCUCAUUAACGCUGGUCAGGGGGACAUUGAUCCAGCACCAAUAGAUCGUGGAAUAAGAUUAUUAAUAAAUUCACAAACAGAAGAUGGUGACUAUCCACAACAGGGAAUAACAGGGGCAUUCAUGAAGAACUGCACCUUGAACUAUGCAUCAUACAGAAAUAUCUUCCCAAUAUGGGCUCUUGGACAAUAUCGCAAACAUUUUCUGAUGAAACAGGAGUAGAAUCCUUGAUAUUCAUUUUCAUUUAGUAAUUCAAUAUGUAUACUAAAAGAAUAUGUAUUUUAUGUUCCCUUUUUUUCCUCUCUAUUUUCAUCUUUGCUAAAAAGCGA
Lycium ferocissimum is the source of this 2522-nucleotide messenger RNA. Its product is annotated as lupeol synthase-like. The record is from RefSeq and is a predicted model, not a curated record. Gene Ontology annotation, biological process: triterpenoid biosynthetic process. The transcript has 19 exons. NCBI's taxonomy places the organism in Eukaryota, Viridiplantae, Streptophyta, Magnoliopsida, Solanales, Solanaceae. Gene Ontology annotation, cellular component: lipid droplet. Bases 148 to 2415 code for a protein of 755 amino acids. Gene Ontology annotation, molecular function: intramolecular transferase activity.